GUACCAGCUUCUCAGCUUGGCGGCUCCCAACGCGGCACUGUGCGCCCUGUGCGAAUUGCUAUACCUAUCGGAGAAGAUACGAAGGCAGACAUGAUCGCAGAUCAUGUUCGAAGUGCCCUCAAGCAGCAGGAUGGUCUUCUCCAUCACCAGUCUUUGCAGCCAAAGGUUUGC
This is a messenger RNA of Symbiodinium necroappetens, 171 nucleotides long. The record is from the annotation of a GenBank genome assembly. NCBI's taxonomy places the organism in Eukaryota, Dinophyceae, Suessiales, Symbiodiniaceae.